AUGGGCUUCAAAUUCACUCAUUUGUGUGAUCUGCUGUCCAACCUGGACGAUAGCAAAACGGCCAAGGCAUCCACGGGAGCCAGGAACCAGAAUCCGGACAUUAAAACAGUCGCCCAGUGGUUUUCUCGACAUGAACGGACAAUUCAUCAUGCCGAGACAGACCGUGUGGCGUUGCUUUCGUGCAUGUUCCCCGAAAAACGAACGGACCGAGUAUACUGGCUGCAAGCCCUGCAGCUAUCUAGAGCCAUCGGGCGCUGUUUGGGCUUGGGAUCGUCGCGACUUUCCGAACUCAAUAGAUGGCAAAGUCCUGGUGGGUUUGAUCUCGGGGGGUGUGUUGAGGUUGUCAUGCGGCAAGCCGAGAAUUACAUUCCGGCCGGCCAGGAGUUGUCGGUAGAGGAAAUCGAUAGCGCCAUGGCUAUGAUUGCAUCACGUUGCCGCUUCUCUGGCCCUCUGGUCCGUCGGACUCGUACGGCUGUGGACGUUGAAGAGACUUUAUCAAAACUGUACCGCCGAUCAAGUAGCCGCGACGCCAAAUGGCUCACUCGCAUGAUUCUCAAAAGCUACUCUCCCAUCGUGUUCCCAGAACAGUAUACUCUGAAGAAAUUCCACUUUCUUCUGCCGCAACUCCUCCAGCUUCAGAACUCUUUCGAAGGGGCGUUGGAGAUGCUCGCUUCCGACCCAAUAAACCACUUCCCUCCAAACCCGGAUCCCCAAGCAGCCAAAAGUCUAAGCACCAUUGCUCUACAACAUAUGCGCCCUCGUCCUGGUAUCAAGGUGGGACGACCCGAUUACUACAAAGCCCGGAGUAUCAAACAUUGUCAUCAAAUGGCCAAUGGUCGUCGAAUGAGCAUUGAACGGAAAUACGAUGGUGAAUAUUGUCAGAUCCACGUCGACCUCUCUAACAAGUAUAGCCCCAUUCAGAUCUUCUCCAAAAGUGGCAAGGACUCAACCGCAGAUAAAGAUAAGAUCAUACCUGUGAUAGAAGAAUCGCUCCGCACUGGAUUGCCUGAUUGUAAAUUUGCGCACCGUUGUAUUGUCGAGGGAGAACUGCUUGUGUGGAAUGACCAGAGUUGUGAACCGAUGGACUUCAACAAAAUUCGGAGGUUUCUUCCACGAUCAGGCGCCAUGAUUGGCGUCGAUAAUGAUUCUCCACCACAACCGUACGAGCACUUGAUGAUCAUGUUCUUUGACAUUCUUCUCCUUGAUAACGACGUAUGCCUUGCCAAGCCUCAUCGGGAAAGACGACUACUCUUACAGAAAGUGGUGAAGAUCAUCCCAGGCCGAGCGGAGCUCGCAUAUCAGGAAGUUCUGGACUUCAACCGAGUUGAUAGCUACCAUCGGCUCGAAAAGAGUUUCGAGAAAGCAAUUACUAAACGUUGGGAGGGAUUUGUCUUGAAGGCUUCUGACGAGCCUUAUUUUCCGAUAUACUGCACUGGUGUGGAUCAUAUGUUUGGUCGAUGGAUCAAACUCAAGAAAGAUUAUAUACCCGGUCUUGGAGACACAUUAGACCUUGCGUUGAUCGGAGGUAGCUACAACACACGGGACGCUCCUGAUCUGGGGCAAAUAAAAGGGCUGAAAUGGACUCACUUUUUUGUUGGCUGUCUUCUGAACCCAGAGGAUGUCAAAGAGGGCAACGUAUUGCCACGUUUCCGAAUCAUUGAUGUGAUUAACCGACGUUGCAUGAGCAUUCAGACCAUGCAAACCCUCAAUCAAAUCGGCCAGUUUUAUGCAUGUCAACCUGAAACCUUCGAAGGCUUUCACAUCGAUUACGGGCACAAAGCGCUUCCCAUUGCAACCACCUUGUUCAAGGUCCCUUUCGUCGUCGAGAUGCUGGGCAGUGGAUUCGAAAAACCGUCUGGCGCGAGAUACUUCACACUUCGAUUUCCUCGGAUUUUGAAGAUACACUCAGACCGAACGCUGGAAGAGUGUACCUCUUUCCAUGAACUGCUGAUUGCGGCAGAACAGGCCCGGGCUGUGCCUGCGGAUGAACUGGAAGAACGCGAGAAAUGGUCAAAACGACUGAAGGUUGGGAGUGGACUUGAUCAAUAUAUUGUGCGAUCUCCAAGCCCAGAAGCGACUUGUUCAGACACGGACGAGGAGACGAAUUCCACGCCAUCCCAGGUUCCUCAGGCCACCACUACUUCUGGAGAAAGCUUUAUGGACGCGUGUCCAUUGAUGGAAGGGCUUUAUGAAGAUUCAAUAGGAAAAGACAGCCAUGGUCGAUCAUGCAAUGACCAUCCACUGUCCCCUCUAGUCUACAUCGAUGAGACAAUACUUCCCACAGAAGAUAAUAAUCCUGUUCUUGAGACUAGCAUACUUGUGGACAACGAGAACCUGUCGUCUCGUCAACAUUCCAGCCAGAAGGAUGGAAAGAUCGCAUCCCAGGAAUCUUCAGGCUUUUUACGUCCCAAGUGGGCAGCCAGUUCCAUCUCCGCACACGAAAAACACCCUCAGGAAUUACAUGAAGCGCAGGAAGGGCUUUCGGACAAGCUAUUGGUGCCUACAUUAUCCACGCAGCAACGCAAGAUGUCACCCCAAUCUCCUUUAACAACUAUCCCGAUAUGGACACCUGAAACCUCACUGGGAAGCUUUGCACUUCCUCAAAUCGAUGAAAAGCCCGGCAAUGAUCGUGAAUCUUGCGAUUUGGAUGAAUUUGUUCGGUGUCUCUGCUCUGAUGAAUCUGCUUCUUCCCUCCAACAAUCAAACCCUUGUGCCGCAUCACAGGGGACAGGAUUUGGCAUUGUCCUGUUUGACCCCAAAGCAACUCAGCUAGGAAAAGAAAUGCACCGUCUCGCAACAACGCUUUCCAGUUUCGUCCAUACUGGAACAAGUACACUCCCCUCCAUGGGAAGCAUAUUCUUUUUGGGUUCGAGCAUGUUGGAACGUGAUCUACGCCCCGAUGACCUUCGUUUCUGCCUGCGUGAUACUUGGACAGAUAUUGGACGUGAUAAUUUCUAUGGCUGUCUUUCGUGGAGUCUCAGCAAGAGAUCUGAUGGGAUAUCCAUCGGAAGAGAGAAAACCGGCUCUGAAUCGGAUCACCGUUGUUAUGGCCUGACAAAGGAGACAACAGAGCCUCCGCGCUGUGGACCAAGAAUCUCAUGGAUUGAGAUGACCUUUGAUGAAACAGCCAUUGCUGUGUUGGGCGAGUAUAUCUCGAUCGAACCUCUAGCUCAUGUUGUAUAUAAUUGA
Penicillium samsonianum is the source of this 3189-nucleotide messenger RNA. RefSeq names its product ATP dependent DNA ligase domain protein. Bases 1 to 3189 code for a protein of 1062 amino acids. Gene Ontology annotation, biological process: DNA recombination; double-strand break repair via nonhomologous end joining; nucleotide-excision repair, DNA gap filling. The transcript is spliced from 2 exons. The record is from RefSeq and is a predicted model, not a curated record. Lineage: Eukaryota; Fungi; Ascomycota; Eurotiomycetes; Eurotiales; Aspergillaceae. Gene Ontology annotation, molecular function: ATP binding; DNA ligase (ATP) activity; DNA binding. Gene Ontology annotation, cellular component: DNA ligase IV complex.